Phycomyces blakesleeanus NRRL 1555(-) is the source of this 582-nucleotide messenger RNA. RefSeq lists its product as hypothetical. The transcript is spliced from 5 exons. Lineage: Eukaryota; Fungi; Mucoromycota; Mucoromycetes; Mucorales; Phycomycetaceae. Bases 1 to 582 code for a protein of 193 amino acids. The record is from RefSeq and is a predicted model, not a curated record.
AUGGCUGAAGCUGCCUAUUAUAUCAGCAGGCGUAGAUAUAUACGCAAGGAACUUGUUGAUUCCUACAACUCUAUGGGUCCUGUAGAAAAAGACAGAUACUACGAAAUGGCGAAAGAAAAUUUUGUUACACUUCACCAGGAAUCUUCUGUCCUUGAAGUAAAUCUUGGUGCCAAAUCCAUAUUAACCAUUAUGAACACGAUAAAGCUAUCAGUGAACUACAAUAAUCUGUUUCUGUUCUGGGAGUCAGGCACCAGCUACUGUCAAGACAUUGGCCGCCUUUUUUUAUUGAAAUUAUUGGGCAACGUUGAAAGACGACCAACAACUAUUGCUGCCAAUGAAUACAGAAACAAGAUCAAUAAACGUUUGAUAACCUUGUUUAAUGAAGAAACAGAGGAAUUAAGAAAAGCUUUCCCUUGGAAAAUAGUUAAAGAACAUAAAGAUAUCAUCAGAGUUGUUAGAUGGCCAGAAAAGAUGCCUUUUAAACCACUCAGUAGUAUUAAAGACAUCGAGAAAGAAAUAUUGGUUGAUUCCCUAGACAAAGGGCUCAUUUCUUUUUAUUAUUAUUUAGAGGGAUUGGCCUAG